Drosophila melanogaster (fruit fly) is the source of this 943-nucleotide messenger RNA. RefSeq lists its product as uncharacterized. The transcript has a single exon. The record is from RefSeq and is marked reviewed. Lineage: Eukaryota; Metazoa; Arthropoda; Insecta; Diptera; Drosophilidae. Bases 25 to 738 code for a protein of 237 amino acids.
ACAGUUUGUUGUGAACCAAUCAAGAUGAAGGCAGCAAUAAUUUUGGCACUAAUCGGUACAGUUUUGACGGCUCCGCCAGUCAGGGUGAUGCCGAAACCAGGCAGUGAGCUUGAUCAGUACGCUCACAUAUUUGCAAAGGUACGACCACCGGGCCAGAAGCACCAGAACAUGGAGAUUGAAUUCCAGCCACAGCACCACAACUCUCUGCCGAGCAACCAGGUCAAUGCGGAAAUCAAUCAUGUGGAGCCCAAGCAGCCUCAGUACAUGGAACAAAGUUCUUCUCAGGUCGAGUCGAGACCUCCUCACACCGUGGACUUUGAGAUCAAGCCGGUGGAGCAGAAGCCACCCCAGCGAUUGGAGUUUGAGGUGAAGCCGCAGCACGAGCAAAACUCUCCUCAGGGACAUUUGGUUUCUUUGGGCGUCAAGCCCGUGGAGCAGAAGCCACCUCAGCACUUGGAGGUGGAGAUUAAGCAGCAGCAGCAACAACAUUCUUCGCAAAAUCAUCAGGUGGAACUGGAAAUCAAGCAGGUGGAACAGAAGCCUCCACAGCACUUGGAAAUUGAGAUCAAGCCUGUUGACCAGAAGCCACCGCACCGUGUGGAGCUUGAAGUCCAACAGCAGCAUCACCAAAACUCUGCCCAGGGACACUUGGUUUCUUUGGGAGCAGUGGAACAGAAGCAACAACACAUCGAUCAUGAGCUGAAGAAUUCCCAUAAAAUCGAGCUAGAAUUUGUUUAGGAGAAUGAGCUUAUGGUAUUCCAACUGCAGAAGCAACAUUUCUACCUGAAUCUGCACCAAUAGAGCAGCGGGCCACAAAAUGUAUCCGUUAAACAAAGUGCAUUAAAUAUGUAUAAUUACAAAGCGAGCGUUUUCACUGACCAGUCCUCCCAAGGUGCUUGUAAAAUGAGAAAUAAAUAAAAAUGGUCUAGAGCAGCGAGGACAA